AUGCUCUGCAAGAAAAUGGUCUUUGCGGGUCGACCGUCUCGCCCUGCAUCCUGCCUGGUCCUGGCCAGUGGCGGCCGGGCGCCUGCGUAUGCUAACUCCCGGGCUUUCAGUUCCUCGUUGCCUAGGAACAAGGAACGGCUCGUUAUCCUGGGGUCUGGAUGGGGCGGUUACGAGGUCCUUCGCGCAAUCGACAAGGAACGAUGGAACGUAACCAUGAUUUCGCCGAAUAAUUAUUUCAAUUUUACGCCGUUGCUCGCCAGCUGUGCCGUAGGCACUCUGGAAUUUCGGUGCGCCACCGAACCGGUGCGCCGGUAUUCGCCUGAAGUUGUCGCAUAUCAGGCGUGGUGCGAUCAUAUCGGUAAGCCCUGUCAAAGAUUCGGGGAAGAGAUCUUGAUUCUCGAGCGCUCUGCUACCGACAGAUUUUCGUCAGAAACGAUUGCAAUGUGUACGCUCAUCACCUUCUCCGCCCCGGGCAUGCCAGCCACGCCUCCCCUGUCAUUCGAGACGAGAUCAGCGCCCAAAGCUGAUGCCACUACAACUCAAUUCCCUGGGACUGGCACUCCCUUUACGCUCACGUACGACAAACUGGUGAUCGCAGUCGGGGCCUAUUCACAGACGUUCGAUGUUCCUGGCGUAAAGGAGCACGCCCAUUUCUUGAAGGACGUAAAAGACGCUCGGGCUAUCCGCACUCGGAUAUUAGAGUGUUUCGAACAGGCAAACCAACCAACUAUAUCAGACGUUGAGAGACGCAAGUUGCUCAAUUUCUGCAUCGUCGGUGGUGGGCCGACGGGUGUUGAAUUCGCCGCUGAGCUGCAUGACCUCUUGCAUACGGAGAUGGAACGCCAUUACCCGGGGUUAACUCGCUUUGCAAAAAUCUCAAUGUAUGACGUAGCACCGCAGAUUCUGGGGAUGUUCGAUGAAAGUCUCGUCAAGUACGCGGAGAAGACUUUCAAACGCGACGGGAUUAGUAUAUUCACUAGCCAUCAUGUUGAGCGUGUUGAGCCUGGAAAACUGUUUGUCAAGGAACAAGGAGAAGUCCCAUUUGGUCUCCUCGUGUGGAGUACUGGCCUUGCUCCGAAUCCUUUAGUACAGUCAGCGAGCGACGUGAAAAAGGACCUAAAGACCAGCAGCAUUAUCACGAACGACCACUUAAACGUUCUGAAAGAAGAUGGAACGCCGUAUUCAGACGUGUGGGCAAUCGGCGAUGCUGCGAUGAUUGAAGAUGCCCGCCUCCCUGCUACGGCCCAAGUUGCGAAUCAGAAGGCAAAGUACCUUACGAAGAAACUUAACAGGCUUGUAAAGGACAAAGAUUCACCCAAACCGUUUGAGUUCCACAACCAAGGCAGCCUGGCGUAUAUUGGAAACUGGAAAGCCAUAUAUGAUCGCUCUGGCACCGGGAACAAUGUCAUGAACAAAGAGACAGGUCGCCUUGCUUGGUUGCUUUGGCGGUCAGCGUACUUCACCAUGACACUGAGCGUCAGAAACAAAAUCCUAGUGCCAACUUACUGGUUUCUUAAUUGGAUUUUCGGCCGAGAUUUGACACGUUUCUGA
Pleurotus ostreatus (oyster mushroom) is the source of this 1551-nucleotide messenger RNA. RefSeq lists its product as uncharacterized. Lineage: Eukaryota; Fungi; Basidiomycota; Agaricomycetes; Agaricales; Pleurotaceae. The record is from RefSeq and is a predicted model, not a curated record. Bases 1 to 1551 code for a protein of 516 amino acids. The transcript has 17 exons. Gene Ontology annotation, molecular function: NADH dehydrogenase activity.